AUGGCCCAAUCAAUACCAUUAAUCGUCGCAUUGAAAAAUGCAUCAAACGUCGCCGAAGAAGGUCAUAUUAUACAAGUGGGUAAUGGUGCCAGCAUCGAUACUGUGAAAAGUUUGGCCGCCGAAAAACUCGCUACUUCGGCUCCUCUUGCCGAUAUUACCCUGGAAGACGCUUGCGGCAAUCGUUUAACGGAAAUCGACGCCGUCCGCAGUCAACAAGUCGUCUACCUAUCUUUGAAAGAACAGAUCAAGGAUGUCAUUCCCGGACCACGCAAGUUACCGUAUGUCGGUAAUCUUUACGAUUUGGCUCCUGAUUUCACGGCCGGCUGGAUGCGCCUCUUCAAGACCUAUGGUCCCAUAGUUGAUGUCAGCAUCAUUGGAAAACGAGUGAUUGGCGUCAAUGAUCCCGCCAUCGUCGAGCUGGUAGUCAAGGAAUCAGAAUACUUUACAAAGAAAAUCACAAGCGCGUUGGUGGAAAUCAAGGAAUUCGCUGGACAAGGUCUUUUCACCACCGACACAGACGAUGAGGAUUGGGUUCUUGCACAUAAGCUUUUGAUGCCGGCAUUCAGCCCGCGCGCAAUCAAGGCUUAUCAACACGAAAUGGGAAAAAUUACAGAGCAAACCAUUGGGAUUCUUGAACAAUAUUCACCAGAAGAAAAAGUCGAGAUCUUGGACUGGGCCACCAAUCUCACCUUUGAAACCAUCGGCCGUAUAGGGUUUGGUUACUCGUUUAAUCUACUGGAGAAUCGCGAUGCUCCUGCCCAUCCAUUUAUACAAGCCAUGAGUUACUGUCUUAAGCACAGUAUCACCCGAUUUCAGCAGGCCCAAUUCAUGAAAUUAUUGCCUAUCGAGGCCAACCGACGUUAUGACCAAUCGGUGCAGUUGAUGCGCGACGUGGUUGCGGAAGUCAUUCAAGAGCGCAAGAAGAGUAGCGAUGCCAACGAUAUGCACAAAGAUCUUUUAGGUUUCAUGCUGAAUGCACGAGACGAUAAUGAUCACGGUCUAUCGGAUGAAAAUAUCCGCGAUCAAGUAGUGACGUUUUUGAUUGCCGGUCAUGACACAACAGCCAAUACUUUGGCAUGGACAUUAUAUGAGUUUGCUCGCAACCCAGAGAUUGAAGCUAAAGUACUUCAGGAAAUUGUCGAUUCCGGGAUCCGCCACGAUACUAUGCCGACCUCGGAACAGAUCAGCAGCCUCAAAUAUCUGCAUCAGUGUUUAAAGGAAACGUUACGUAUGCAUCCACCCGUGAGAAACUUGAACAAGUAUUGCCAGAAGGACUGUAUCGUACCUGGCGGUUAUCGUAUUAAGGCCGGAUCAGCCGUGAGCGUCAAUCUGUAUUCAAUGCACUACAACGAUAAGAUCUACCCUGAUCCUGAACGUUACGAUCCGAAUCGAUUCUCCCCCGAAGAAGAACAAAAGCGUUCCCGUUUUGCGUGGUUACCCUUCAGCACAGGCCCUCGCGCAUGUAUUGGCAUGGCAUUUGCUCUCCAAGAGGCUAAAACCGUGUUAUCCAUGUUUUUGCACAAAUUCAAGUUCAAAUACGACGGUCCACCUGUGAGAUAUGAUCCCAAGCAAGCCACUACAAAGCCUUUGGAUUUGUUCAUGACCAUCCAUCCCCGUACCGAUCUACCCGAAGUGUCAAGCAAAGCAGCCAAUAUGAAGGCCAAUUCAAAGAAAUCACCUGAAAAAGGUUUGCCGGAAUUGGCCGAGCCUACGAAAAUGGGAUCUACCGAGUUACCGCCGAUCACUUUCCUCUUCGGCACACAGACCGGUACGGCUCAGGAUUAUGCUUCGCAGCUGGCUGGUCAAGCGAAACGGUUCGGAUUCCCAACCAUUACCAUGUGCGAAAUGGACCGAUGGAAUACUUUGCAGAGCAUCAAGCUGAACAACAGCCAGAGUGAUUCAAAGUUGCCGACCGAACUUGUCGUCAUUUGCACGGCCACCUACAACGGUCAACCCCCCGAUUCCGGUGAGCACUUUGACAAGUUCCUGGACAAGGCCAAAGAGACGGGUAACUCGACAUUAAUGAAUGGGAUCAAGUAUGCCGUUUUUGGUCUCGGCAAUAAACAGUGGCGUACCUAUCAACGCUAUCCGAUGAAGAUUGAUGCUUACCUGGAAGACCUUGGCGCCGAGCGGUUCUUCACAGCAGGUCAGGGUAAUGCGGACGAAGACAUGGAUGCCGAAUUCAACGAUUGGUGUGCUCAUUUCUGGACACAUGCUUUGAGCUAUUUCGGACUUGCUAUUACGCAAGGAUCCUCCGUUGUCCCCUCGGCUAGUGGAAAACCUGGAGAUCGCUUGCCCGCCAAAAUUCACUACAUUGCCCCGAGCGACAAGGAAAAAUGGUCCAUUGCCGGUCACAACAUGAACGGAGAGCAUAAUGUAAAGGUGCUGGCCAAUAUCGAACUGCAGCAUCAAGACGAACACAACAAGCGCAGCACGCGUCAUAUCGAAUUGGAUGUGUCAUCAUUAACGCCGUUGCAUGAAGGUCGGCCGUACCAAGCCGGCGAUCAUCUGGAAGUGAUGCCGCAAAAUAGUGCCGAGACCGUGGAAGCCAUUGCUCUUGGGUUUGGACUUGUGCUGGAUUCGGUCUUUGAGGUCGAUCCGGAAACUUACGAAUACGUUUCUCCCCGAUCCAUGGCCGCGGCCAUCAAAGGUCCUUGUACCGUACGCAACGCAUUGACUUAUUAUGCCGAUUUAUCGUCGCCUCCGUCACGUCGUCUCCUGGGUCAUUUUGCUUCGCAAUUACGUAAAGCAGCGCCAGAGACUGCGGAUGUAUUUGAUCGUUUGACCAUGCCAGACGCCAAUAACGUGGACCGAUAUCCCGAAUUUAUCAAUCAGCAUCGAACCUUGCUCGAUUUACAAAAAGCGUAUCCUCAGGUGAAACAGUUGGAUUUCGGUCAAUUGCUGGCGGCGGUUGGCGUCAUUCAACCGCGCCGUUACUCAAUUGCCUGUUCUCCCUUGGAACAUCCUGACAAAGCCCAUCUUACGGUGGGUGUGGUAGAUGACGUGGUCCAUGGCAAACACUAUCCUGGUCUCGCUUCGUCGUUCCUGGCUCGCAUGCAAACCGACCAAGGGGGUGAACAUGCACCUGUUUUCCGAGCACAAUUCAAAUCAUCCAAGAGUUCCUUUGCAUUACCGGCCGAUAUCCGGACACCCUUGAUCAUGAUUGCAGCUGGCACCGGGUUAUCACCGUUCCGAGGUUUCCUGCAAGAGCGGGCUUACCAGCGGAAGCAGGGUCAAGAUGUUGGUGAAUGUUUACUUUUCUUUGGUUGCCGAAGGGCUGAUCAGGACUACAUUUAUCGCCAAGAAUUGGAGCAGUGGGCCAAGGAGGGGGUUGUCACGAUUCACAAUGCAUUUUCACGCGCAUUGCCGACACCUCCACGCAAGUAUGUCCAGCAUCAAAUUCUAGCCAAGGCGGCCGAUGUCUGGCGGUUAUUGGUGCCCAAUGACGCUAUGCAGACACCUGCAUCAGUAUAUGUUUGUGGCAGCGGUGCCCUGAGUCGGGAUGUUCGUUCUACCUUUUGCACCCUGUCCAAAAGCUUCGCGACGGUCGAAACCGACGAAGAAGCCGACCAAUACUUGCAACGACUCAUGGACGAGAACCGCUACAACGAAGAUGUUUGGGGAUAA
Radiomyces spectabilis is the source of this 3627-nucleotide messenger RNA. Its product is annotated as cytochrome P450. Gene Ontology annotation, molecular function: flavin adenine dinucleotide binding; monooxygenase activity; oxidoreductase activity, acting on paired donors, with incorporation or reduction of molecular oxygen. Gene Ontology annotation, cellular component: cytosol. The record is from RefSeq and is a predicted model, not a curated record. Lineage: Eukaryota; Fungi; Mucoromycota; Mucoromycetes; Mucorales; Radiomycetaceae. The transcript is spliced from 4 exons. Bases 1 to 3627 code for a protein of 1208 amino acids.